GAUUCCGGUUCGCGACUCUUCGUCUUCGAUUCCCGUCGAGCGGAGCCGCGGACGCCGCCCUACCCGCUUGCGCCGCCACCAUGGGUUGGGAGAUCGACAGCGUCACGCUAGAGCAGAGAGAGGCCGUUCAGCCUCCGCCGCCGCCGGGAGAGGCCGCCGCCGCUGCUGGGCUCAUCGACGACCUGCAAUCUCCAGUUGUAGGAGCACUGACAUUUGACCAAGAGAACUGUGAUUGGUCGCUGCUGCCUGCUCCAACACCGCCAAAAUCACCAUCAUUGACAGAUGAAACUCCCAGUACACCAAAGAAUGCAUCAAUAAAGCCAUAUGUUGGAAUGCCUUUUGAGAACAUUCAUGCUGCAGAGAAGUUCUACAAAGAAUAUGCAUAUGAUAUUGGUUUCGCAGUUCGUGUUGGGCAGCAGAGAAAGGAUAAUGAUAUUGUUCUUUGGAAGCGGUUCAUGUGCUCAAGGCAAGGAUUUAGGGACAAGAAAGAUAAUGCAGUCAAUGCUCCUCCAUCUGAAGGUAAAAAGAAGCGUAACUUUGCUGAAACAAGAUGUGGUUGCGAUGCAUACAUCUAUGUGAAGUUGGAUGCUGAUAAUAGAUACACUAUACAGUCAAUGGUUGAUGAGCACAAUCAUGGUCUUGUCUCACCAGAUAAGCGUCAUUUGCUCAGAUCAAAUCAUUCAGUAAGUGAACGUGCAAAAAACACCCUUUUCAACUGUCACAAAGCAAGCAUGGGUACCUCACAGGCAUAUAGGCUACUUCAUGUUAGCGAGGGAGGAUUUGAUAAUGUUGGAUGCACCUUGAGGGACUUACAAAACUACUAUCGUGACCUUAGGAAAAAGAUUACAAAUGCAAAUGCCGAGAUGUUUGUUGCACAGUUAGAGAGGAAGAAGAAAAUCAAUCUAGAUUUUUUCUAUGAUUUCGUUGUGGAUGAACAAGGCCGGUUGGUGCAUGUUUUUUGGGCUGAUGCUGUGAGUAGAAAGAACUAUUCUCACUUUUGUGAUGUGAUUUCCUUUGAUUCUACAUACAGCACGAACCAAUAUAAUAUGAUCUUUGCACCUUUUACUGGAGUCAAUCAUCAUUUGCAAAAUAUAUUUAUUGCUGGUGCUUUUUUAGCAAAUGAGAAAAUUGAAUCAUAUGAAUGGUUAUUCAAGACAUUCCUAGUUGCGAUGGGAGGGGUAGCACCACGUCUUAUCAUAACUGAUGAAGCUGCUAGCAUUAGAGCUGCAAUUGCAAAAAUUUUCCCAGACACAGUUCACAGGUUAUGCAUGUGGCAUAUCAUGGAAAAGUUUCCAGAGAAGGUUGGUGGUUAUUCUUCUGUUAAUGAUGAAAAUUCUGAUUUCUGGCCAAGGCUGAAUGCAUGUGUUUGGGGUUCAGAAACAGGUGAAGAAUUUGAGUCAGAUUGGAAUUCUUUAAUGUCUGAGUAUGGUUUGGAUGGGAAUGAAUGGAUACAGAAUAGAUAUCGAAUCCGUGAAGAGUGGAUUCCAGCAUACUAUAUGGAUGUACCUCUAGCAGGUGUCCUUAGAACCACAUCCAGGUCCAAGAGUGCAAAUGGAUUUUUUAGCCAUUUUAUUCACCGCAAACUAUCAUUUGUUGAAUUUUGGCUGAGAUUUCAGACAGCCUUAGAAUGGCAACGGCAGGAGGAGUUGAAGGCAGACAACAAAAGUAUUCAUAGUGCUCCACAGUUGAAAACAUCUUGGCCUAUGGGAAAACAGGGUAGUGUGCUAUACACACAUGAGGUGUUCUUACCCUUUCAGAAAGAGGUUGUUGCUGCUAGAGAUCAUUGUUGGGUUCAAAAUAUUGCCCUUUCUGAUGAAAUGAAAAUUGUGACCAUAGGUGAUGGAAGAAAGAAAGAUAGAGAUAUUCAUGUAAGUAUGAUGCCAACAUGUUCUUGCAAGUUAUUUCUGUCAAGGGGGAUCCCAUGCCGCCAUAUUAUUCUGGUUUUACGUGGUGAAAAACAAGUAGAGUUACCGGUUGACUACUUCUUGCAAAGAUGGGAGAAAAGGUGCAAAAGGUAUUGGAACACAUUGGGCGACAAGAUUCUAGAAUCUAAUGAUCCGGCGAUGAGGAAAAAGAUAGCAAAUGUACGCAAUAAGUUUGAAGACUUGAUAAGAAAAGCCAACAAUUCCGAGGAAGGCAUGGACUUUUUAUUGUUGGGGAUUUCUAACCUUGAGGCACCACUGGAUCAAAUGACAUCGCCUAAUAAACAGUCUAAGCAGGAUGGAUAUGAGGCAUUCAUCGGUUGCCAUAUUCCAAAUGAAAUGACAGUCCAUCCACCAACUGAUAUCUGUUCAAAGGGGAGAAGCAAAAGGAUUAAAAAAAGCAAAGAAGUCAAUGCUUGCAAAAAGAAGCGAAAGGUUCCCUAGAGCUUUAGGUCUUUAUUUUUUUUCUGUAAGCGUACUGAUUAAGCGUGGUGAUUUUGAGACGUACUGUCAGGCUGUUUGCAUCUAAAAAUCAGUUUCCAUUUCAGUCCGAGCAGGCAGGGAGUCGCGAUCUGGCAGGGCGUCCAAGAGGCAGCGAUUCGCGAGCGGGCAGGGCGGCAUCCACGCGAG
This is a messenger RNA of Panicum virgatum (switchgrass), 2552 nucleotides long. RefSeq names its product protein FAR1-RELATED SEQUENCE 5-like. Bases 81 to 2366 code for a protein of 761 amino acids. The record is from RefSeq and is a predicted model, not a curated record. Gene Ontology annotation, biological process: regulation of DNA-templated transcription. NCBI's taxonomy places the organism in Eukaryota, Viridiplantae, Streptophyta, Magnoliopsida, Poales, Poaceae. Gene Ontology annotation, molecular function: zinc ion binding. The transcript is spliced from 3 exons.